GUACUUCCGGUUUACUCCGAAGAACCACAAGGCUUUUUGCUGUGUAUUUACUUUCGUUUGUUGAUUAAUCACUAAUUACUAAAUAAUUACCAAUUAUUUUGAAAUUUACAAUUAAUUUAAUUCCAUAAGAGUAUCAUAGAUCGAUUCAUUGUCGAAACAAAAACAAGGAAAAACAACAACAAAGUGAAUGUUGUUUAUUUCACUGUGAAAUAAUAAAUAACAAUUAAAAGAGAAGAGACAAAAAAAAUGGCUUUGGAAACAAGGGAAUAUUGCGGAGUUCUUCGGAAAAUCAGAGAAAGCAGCGAUAAAGAAGCGAUUCUUGUGAAGAAGAAAAAGAAAAAAGUCCUCGAUGAAGACACUUAUAUCGAAGGUUUACAGAAGAUUAUUCAGCGUGAUUUUUUCCCUGAUCUUCCAAAGUGGAAGGCUCAGGCAGAAUACUUUGAAGCAGUAGAAAACAAUGAUCUUGUCAAGCUACGGGAAAUCCAGAUGAAAUAUGGUCUGCGGCGCCCAGAAACGGGCUCUUCAUCCGUCUACAACACUCCAGACACAUUUGAAACCCCUGAAGGUAGAGAAAAUAAAGGAUCUCCAACAGAGAGUUCAUCACUUAAAGAAAAACAAGACAAUACUUCAGAGAAAAACGAGGAAUCAGAGAGACUUCAACUCGAUACGCUGGAUAACUAUUUGUCGAAACAUACCAGUGAAGACAACGCAUCUUUUGCGGAAAUUCUCAAGGAAACUCAACGUAAACACAAAGAAAAACACUCGUGGCUAUACGAACAAGAAGAAAGACAAAACAUUGAACAAGAAGAGAAGUUGGCAUUACCAAGUAUUGAGAAACAAGCUAUCCAAGAGAAACCACCUCCUGCUUUGCACUCCUGGCAGUACAGUGCCAAGAACAGCCUUAUGUAUGUUCCAGACGGUUCAGAAUUAACCUCUGAAGAAAAGAUCGAGAAGUCAAUAAAAAAGAGAGAUAUAAUCCACAAUAACACACGGUUUAAUCUGAACCCUUUCAACUCUGAAAAAAAUAAGGAGAUUCUACAGCAGGUAGCAUCUGAAAAGGCCCACGCCAAUUUGGGGAAAAUCGGUCAUGACGGGAAGGAAGUGCAUACUGGAUUCUCACCGAUGAUCAAUGGAUAUGGUUUUGUGAAGACCCCGUCACCAGUUCCUGGGAUGGGAAAUGAGUCACCUUUGAUGACAUGGGGUGAAAUUGAAGGUACACCGUUCCGGUUAGAUGGCACUGACAAUACACCAUUGCCCAAAACACCUGGUCCGACAUUUAAGAUACCUGAAUUACCUAAACGGGACCGAAUUGCUCUGGAACUGGCAGAAAGGGCAAGUAAGGCCCACAGAGUGAGAAAGCAGGAUGCUCUACGAAGGGUCACACAGCGUUUAUCCAGUCCAUCGUCCUUGUCACCAUGCUUUGGUAUGAGUGGCACCGAUAAACUAAACAACAUGUCUCCAGCGGCACAGCGACUCGCUAACUCCAGUCUACGCAUCAAGACUAAUACCGACAAGGCGUUGAGGGCCAGCUACAGCCCCAGUCCGUUACGCAGGCACAAGUCUCCUUUCUUCAGUCCUGACAUGAAAAGCCCAGGUAGCAGUUCCUUCAGGAGUACUGGCAGCCAAUCGAGCACUCCCGGUCAUGUCCAAGAUGUUGACCAGUAUCACCGACAAGUCAAGACACCAAGUGGUUCAGAGAAACGUAGUGUUGGUCAUGGUGUUGCAGACUCUCCGUCGUUGACUGACAACUUGCUAAAUCUUCCGGGAAGAAUGUCAGCUUCAGACUUUUUCUGAGAUGUGCGACAAGUUACAGUGAUCAAAGAAUUGGGGGAAAAAAAGUGGUUUUUUGUAAAUAUAUAUUUUGAAAAUUGAAAAAA
Octopus sinensis (East Asian common octopus) is the source of this 1877-nucleotide messenger RNA. RefSeq names its product splicing factor ESS-2 homolog. The record is from RefSeq and is a predicted model, not a curated record. The coding region runs from base 247 to 1794 and encodes 515 amino acids. NCBI's taxonomy places the organism in Eukaryota, Metazoa, Mollusca, Cephalopoda, Octopoda, Octopodidae. Gene Ontology annotation, cellular component: catalytic step 2 spliceosome. The transcript has 8 exons.